Caenorhabditis remanei is the source of this 585-nucleotide messenger RNA. RefSeq lists its product as uncharacterized. NCBI's taxonomy places the organism in Eukaryota, Metazoa, Nematoda, Chromadorea, Rhabditida, Rhabditidae. The record is from RefSeq and is a predicted model, not a curated record. The coding region runs from base 1 to 585 and encodes 194 amino acids. The transcript has a single exon.
AUGAAUAUCAAUGGUAACCUGGUACCUAUCAAUCGUACGAGAAGAGAAGAGGACUGGAACACUUAUUGGAAUGAUGAGAUUCAAGGGAUUCCGGCGGUUUAUGAGCACCUAUCAGAGUUAUUAGAAUACAAAUGUGCACCGGAAGUCGUCGUGUCCCGGAAGACCCUCUGGUUGUUAAGUUAUAUUGAGAAGAGACAUGGAGAUAACUAUGAAUUAUUUAUUGAAGAUUUAAACGAAGAAGUCUGUCAUUUCAUUCUAAAGAAUUAUCAUCCGAAAGUAGUGAGGAUGUUGUCGUUACCGAAUAACUUCCCAAUCGCACAAUACAUGAAUUCGAUUAAAUCUCUAUUUAGUCUCUGCGAGUUAUCGAUUACUCUCGACGAUCUACUUAACAUGAACUGUUUGGAGCUAGUUUUAUUGAAUAAUGUGUUCACUGGCACUGAAAUGAAAGGGAUCCUCCAACAUUGGGCUAUCGGAGGGUUCAAACGACUCAAAUUCCUCCGAGUAUGUGUUGAAGACUUGAAUAUGGAAGACGUACUCGGAGAGUUAACUCACUCUCGGAUGACAGAAAAGAAAACAUAUAAGUAA